CUCUUGACUCGAAUGGCGAUUCAUGGCUUGCCACAGUCGACACCGACCUCUGGGAAGCCUCUUCACUUUGAUCUCCUCAAUGUGAUACGACCAAAUAUCUUACAACUUCACCCUUAUCGGGCUGCUCGCGACGACUAUUCCUCUGGAAUCCUGGUUGACGCGAAUGAAAAUGCUUUGGGCCAUUCCAUAGACUCAACUUCUGACUCUCUGACAUCCCUCCACCUUCACCGUUACCCAGAUCCAGCACAGCCUGAAAUAAAGGCACGCAUUGCUGCCCUGCGAGGGUUUCCUGAAAGCGCUAUCGACCAUAUAUUCCUCGGUGUAGGCUCAGACGAGGUGGUCGAUCUAUUGAUGCGUGUUUGCGUCACACCAGGCAGAGAAAAGAUUCUCACUACUCCUCCGACCUAUGGAAUGUAUGCUGUCUCAGCUCAAAUCAACGAUAUUGGCGUUGUACGAUGUCCACUGGAGCUUUCGGGCACAAAUGGAGAGGGCGGGGAGAACGGCAGGUUCAGUGUCAAGCUGAAGGAGGUCAAAGCAGCCAUUGACGCGGACCCGUUGAUAAAACUUGUUUUCCUGUGCUCUCCUGGUAACCCCACGGGAACCUUGAUUCCCAUUCAUGUUAUCAAAGAGCUGCUCGACUACCCCAACUUCAAAGGCAUCGUGGUCGUUGACGAGGCCUACAUCGAUUUUGCGACACCAGAAGCGUCUGCCGUCUCGUUGGUCAAAGAUUACGGCAACAUCUGUGUGAUGCAAACUUUGAGUAAAAGCUUUGGUCUUGCUGGCGUGCGGCUAGGUGUUGCCAUCGCCCAGCCGCCACUCAUCCAAGUACUAUCCAACACCAAAGCGCCGUACAAUAUCUCUACGCCUACGUCUCAUAUCGCUCUCGCCGCACUUUCUACGACUUCCAUCAAUUUUAUGCGGUCUAAAAUGACAACCUUGAUUGGCUCUAGAGCAGCACUACUUCAAAGCCUCUCAACUAUCUCCGAAGUUGGCGCCCCCCUCGGCAGUAAUGAUGCGAACUUUGUUUUGGUACCCAUUCUCGACAAAGAUGGCAGCGGAAACCCGGACAACAUACGCGCUCAGCGCCUCUAUAAGCUUCUCGCGGAGGAAAACGGCGUCGUUGUGCGUUUUCGUGGCAACGAACCAGGAUGCACAGGCUGCGUCCGGAUUACAGUGGGGACAGAGGAUGAGAACGGAAUAGUUGUAUCCAUGAUACGUAAGGUGUUGUCGGAAAUAUGA
Messenger RNA from Mycena indigotica, 1239 nucleotides. RefSeq names its product Aminotran-1-2 domain-containing protein. Gene Ontology annotation, molecular function: pyridoxal phosphate binding; L-histidinol-phosphate:2-oxoglutarate transaminase activity. The record is from RefSeq and is a predicted model, not a curated record. The transcript has 3 exons. The coding region runs from base 13 to 1239 and encodes 408 amino acids. Gene Ontology annotation, biological process: L-histidine biosynthetic process. Lineage: Eukaryota; Fungi; Basidiomycota; Agaricomycetes; Agaricales; Mycenaceae.